AGCGAGGAUGACGCGAACUCAGUGCAGGCUCGUCUACAAUGAUACCAACAUGUUUCAAGACAAUCUCGGGGGCUACGCAUAACACGAAAACUUCACAGGAAAGGAUUAUGAGAAUUUAAAGGUCUAUGCUUUUUAAGAAGUAAUCGUGAGGAAAAUGCUUGGUCGUUUAUCGUUAGAACGUUCCGGGACCAGCCAGAGCCUGCGAACGUGUAUAUUUAGUCUUAUCAAUUGUACGGGAUAUACCAGAGUGAUUCUGAAGCAGGAAGGAUGUUUGUGCACGUUUAUCAGAAACUCGCAAAAUAUUUCUGAAAUACCAGAGAAAAGUUUACAUACACAAUCUUCGACUAAAAAUAGCAAAUGUAUUUCACAUCAAAAUCGUUUUGCGUUAUGAUGGCGGUGUUUGUGCUAGGUAACAGAACAGUUUUUUUAGUAUAAAAACAAGUGAUAGUCUAUUGAACAAAAAGCUUGUUAAAUGUCCUCUCUUCAAAUCAGCGGAAUAUAUGUAAUGUCAUCGUUCUUCGUACUUUGAUUUUUUUUUGUUCAAAAAACUACCUCAACGCAACAUUUUGGAUUGGGGGAUUACAGAACAUCGCGGUGCUCUGUCUACCAUACAACAUACAACUAUACGAUAUCCGACACUUUAUAAAUUACUCGGAGGAGAUCAGAACAUAAAGACUGUCCUAUUUCACGAGAGAGAACACACAAUCUAUAAAACGUUGUUUCAAUACAGUGGAAACAAAUGCCAUGACUGUUAACAUUCCGACAUGCUCGUAAAUUGAAACGUCAGAUCAAAGAAAUGGAAACGGCUUUGCUUUCCAAAAAAGUGUUUGUGGAUGAUUCCGUGCUCGGUUCAGUAAAUGUGAAGUAACUGUGAAAAAACUUUGAACAUUGCAGGAGGUAUUGUAUUCUCUUUCAUACUCUGGAAACACUUCACAGUUGCAAGACCUUCUUAACAGGAGAGGCUCAUAUCGUUUGUUUAUGACAGCGAACGUGUUAGUUGUUUCAUUUCAUGUUGACAGUGUUUUGAUUGUUUUGAUUUUAUGAAAGAAAAUGUUACACGUCCUUAAAAUGAAAAUUAACGUAUGAUGUAGGUAGCAAGGAGAUUUUAUUUUUCACAACAAUGACGCCUAAACAGUAAGGGAACUUUUGAGUAUUUAUAUAAAUUGACACGAUUUCAACAUUAUUUGGAAGCAGUUUGGAUUAUAUACAUGUCCGUUGUGAAAGGACAGAAUCAUUCUCCGUAUAACACAAUGGAAAUGAAUACCAGCAUUGAAACGACGCGGGAUCGUCUAUAUGAAUGGAAUUCCAAUAUAUCGUUAGCUUUACUUCCUAACGAUGUCAUACUCGCUCUAUAUCUCGUUAUAGGCGUUCUCGGGAAUCUUAUUGUCCUGUAUGUCUACAUUUUCAAAAUGGAAAACAAAAAAGAUGUACGUUACUUCAUUCCAGUCCUGGCAGUGACAGACGCCAUUGCCAGCUUAGCCGGAUGUGGCGUCAGUUUGUUGACUAACAUAUAUCCAGUCAUGUUUCCGGUUCCGGGUUUGUGUGAAUGUUUGUGGUUUUUUGCGUGUGUUGUUUUGAUAUGGUCCGGUCUGUUGAAUCUUGUGAUAGCGUAUCAACGUUAUAUGAAAAUUUGUCGCCUUGGUAAGAACAUGACCUUGGCGUUUAGACGCAAGACGUUAUUUAUCACCGGGUCUGUAGCUACGGUUUUAUCUCUACCCUCAUGGGCUUUCUUCGCAAGAGUACCUGUGUAUAACCAAAAGAUGAAUGUGACCGGAAAUAGAUGCGGAAGUCGAUACGGAACUGACCUUACCUUCAAAGCAUUAAUUUAUAUUUACCAGGGAAUUAAUGGAUUGUUGAGUCUUGUGAUAGUCAUUGGAAUAAUUGUAUUUUACAGCUCAGUCGGAACAAAGUUAUAUAGACAGGAAAAUCGUUUAAAACGUCACGUGAGUUCAAAAGUUCCGGCAAGUCCAAGCCGGAAGUCUGCUGACGUAGCACCAUGGCAGGAACAUUUAGAUGUCACCACUAACGGGGAAUCUAAAGGUAUGACCAGAAAUGAUUUAGUUAUUACAGGUGGCCCCACACUGGACGCACCUAAAACUGAAAUGUGCAGGCUCACUGACGAAAUAGCCAAACAUGACAGUUUAUACUCUAAUUUAGAAAGAGAACCAUCUUCAAAGAGCCAGGCGGCGCGAUAUCGUGUGACGUACAUGUUUAUGACUCUGGCUUUAGCGUAUAUACUGUGUCUUGUACCGACUUUUGCUGUAAAUCUUUCCAAAAAUAUUGAAUCGAAUGAUUUUUGGGUCAAUUUUAAUAACGAUGGAGUGUAUUCUUUAGCAAUUAUGUUUUGCUUAAGGCUUCAUUUGUUAAACAAUGUGAUGAAUCCGUUUAUUUACUUCACAUUCGAUAAACACUUUAGGAGGGAAGUGAACAAAUUAUCUUGCUUUGCCUGUUGUUUUGGAUACAAAAGCUGACAGAUUUAUGACGCUCAAUAGAUAAGUAUCAGAUGACACACUUUAUCAUAAACUUGAUGUGUUAUCAAAUUAUCAAUAAAAACUUAU
This is a messenger RNA of Mizuhopecten yessoensis (Yesso scallop), 2558 nucleotides long. RefSeq lists its product as uncharacterized. The record is from RefSeq and is a predicted model, not a curated record. Lineage: Eukaryota; Metazoa; Mollusca; Bivalvia; Pectinida; Pectinidae. Gene Ontology annotation, molecular function: G protein-coupled receptor activity. The coding region runs from base 1209 to 2471 and encodes 420 amino acids. The transcript has a single exon. Gene Ontology annotation, cellular component: plasma membrane. Gene Ontology annotation, biological process: G protein-coupled receptor signaling pathway.